Messenger RNA from Racocetra persica, 195 nucleotides. NCBI's taxonomy places the organism in Eukaryota, Fungi, Glomeromycota, Glomeromycetes, Diversisporales, Gigasporaceae. The record is from the annotation of a GenBank genome assembly.
CUCAACAAUAAAAACUUGACAAAUAAAAACUUGAUAUAUGAAAAUGAUGAUAAAGAGUUUGAGAAAUUAAAUAAUAAAUUAAAUAAGAAAUUAGUUAAGCAAUUUAAUUAUAAAUCAGAUGAAGAAGUUGAAGAAGUUAAAGAAUUAAAUAAAAGAUCAGCAGAAGAAUCAACAGAAGAAUUAGCUAAUAAAUAA